This is a messenger RNA of Drosophila melanogaster (fruit fly), 2853 nucleotides long. RefSeq names its product AMP-activated protein kinase alpha subunit (gene AMPKalpha). Gene Ontology annotation, cellular component: cytoplasm. The coding region runs from base 374 to 2122 and encodes 582 amino acids. NCBI's taxonomy places the organism in Eukaryota, Metazoa, Arthropoda, Insecta, Diptera, Drosophilidae. The transcript is spliced from 2 exons. The record is from RefSeq and is marked reviewed. Gene Ontology annotation, molecular function: AMP-activated protein kinase activity; ATP binding; nucleotide binding. Gene Ontology annotation, biological process: nematode pharyngeal pumping.
GUUGGAAGGCAGUGUUGUUGGAAGUGGCAGCGCCUUCCAAUGUCAAUUAAAUAAGCAAAACGCGAAGAAAACCCAAGCGUAAAGGAGAGUCUCGUUGCCGCGCUCGAAUAGAAAUCCAGGAAAUCAGUAUCAAUUCAACCGCCCUUGACACAUCCACAACCACUUUGACAUCCGAAUCCGUAUCCGGGCGAGGUGGCACGGCUGGCAGGAAGAACGUAACGUGAGUGGCUGCUCUAUUCUAUUCUAUUCUGUUGAUUCAGCGGAGUACACUACGCAAUAACCGAUAACGACCUUACCACCGCUCCCCUCUCCGCGCCCAUCCGCAGCGGAGCAGUGGAGCACCCCCAGUCCAACAAGGAGCUACCUGCUCGAGAUGCCCCAGAUGAGGGCUGCGGCCGCUGAGGCGGUGGCCGCCGGCAGCGCCAAUGGCCAGCCGCUGGUCAAGAUUGGGCACUACCUACUGGGCGCAACCCUGGGAACGGGAACCUUCGGCAAGGUGAAGAUCGGCGAGCACCAGAUCACACGCGUCAAGGUGGCCGUCAAGAUACUCAAUCGUCAGAAGAUCAAAAGCCUGGACGUCGUGGGCAAGAUCCGGCGUGAGAUCCAGAACCUAAAGCUCUUCCGCCAUCCGCACAUCAUCAAGUUGUACCAGGUCAUAUCGACGCCGUCGGACAUCUUCAUGAUCAUGGAGUACGUGAGCGGCGGGGAGCUGUUCGACUAUAUUGUGAAGCACGGCAAGCUGCAGGAGCACCAAGCGCGCCGCUUUUUUCAGCAGAUUAUCUCUGGCGUGGACUAUUGCCACCGGCACAUGAUCGUGCAUCGAGACCUGAAGCCAGAGAACCUGCUGCUCGACCACAACAUGCACGUGAAGAUCGCCGACUUUGGGCUCUCGAACAUGAUGCUGGACGGCGAGUUCCUGCGCACCUCGUGCGGCUCGCCCAACUACGCGGCGCCCGAGGUGAUUUCCGGCAAGCUGUACGCCGGUCCCGAGGUGGACAUCUGGUCGUGCGGCGUCAUCCUGUACGCCCUGCUGUGCGGGACGCUGCCCUUUGACGACGAGCAUGUGCCUACGCUGUUUCGCAAGAUCAAGUCGGGCAUUUUCCCCAUUCCCGAGUACCUCAACAAACAAGUGGUCAAUCUGGUCUGUCAGAUGCUGCAAGUGGACCCGCUCAAGCGGGCCAACAUCGAGGAAAUCAAGAAGCACGAGUGGUUCCAAAAGGACCUCCCGGCCUACCUCUUCCCCUCGUCCAUCGAGCAGGACUCCAAUGUGAUCGACACCUACGCUGUGGCAGAGGUCUGCACCAAGUUCGGCGUCAAGGAGACCGAGGUGCACAACUCGCUGCUCAGCGGCGAUCCGCACGAUCAGCUGGCCAUCGCUUACCAUCUGAUCAUCGACAACAAACGCUUCGCCGACGACGCGGCCAACCAAAUAAACGAGAUCAACAACUUCUUUGUGGCCGGCUCUCCACCACCGCCGCCGCCUCCGCCCGUUCCCCAAUCAUCGAUGGACCACCAAGCCCCUCUGGCCACCGUGACCGUUGGCGGAGGUACCUCAGCCAGCUCGGGCACCGCCACACCAGUGCCACCAGUGGCUGGAGGCACGCCUAGCAGCACCAUACCCAUUCGACCGCAUCCGGAGCGGAUUGCGCCGAUGCGGGACCGUCAACUGGCCAUGUCCGUGCAGACAUCUGGCGGCGGAGCCUUCCCGGAGAAAACCGCACGUGGCGGCACUCCCAUCAAGCGCGCCAAGUGGCAUCUGGGCAUCCGGUCGCAGAGCAAGCCCAACGACAUAAUGCUCGAGGUAUACCGAGCGAUGAAGGCACUCAGCUACGAGUGGAAGAUCAUCAAUCCGUACCACGUUCGGGUGCGCAGGCAGAACGUGAAGACCGGCAAGUUCUCGAAGAUGUCACUGCAGCUGUACCAGGUGGACGCCAAGAGCUAUCUGCUCGACUUCAAGUCGCUGACCAACGACGAGGUCGAGCAGGGCGACGACGUCAUCAUGGAGAGCCUUACUCCGCCGCCGCUUAGCGUGUCCGGGGUGAUGCCGCUGCAGCCGACCGGCCACCACACCAUGGAGUUUUUCGAAAUGUGCGCCGCCCUGAUCAUUCAACUGGCUCGCUAAGGAUGAGGUGACCGCCAUCGGCCGCAGCGGACCGGAUGGGAUCUUCUCGGCUGGCGAUCCGCACUCGGACAGUCCUGAGGAUUGACCAUUACCCGGAAGACACAGUCCCACAAAGGAAAGCUGGGGGGAGUUUCGGGCUCCGCGGAUCCCGGAGUCUGGCCUUAACCACAUGACUAAGUUCUUGCAUUCGUCCCAAACCCUUUUGAUUUUAAUCGGAAACCCAAUGUGCAAUUAUCGGUAGCAGGAUUUGGGAAUAGAUUUUAAAAAUGGCCUGCUACUAGACGACGAACAAGAGCUUGGGACUCCGACUCCAGCUUUUCUUUGUGCGGCUGUGUAAUCCACAUAAAAUGUUAUUGAACUCGGACACCGCCAACCGCCGUUGCCGCUACGCUACCGUUACCCGCUUUGCCGUAUCGAUUUCCGCUUCCGGUUAGUCUAAGUCUGUAGGUUCCGCCCGGUCGGCGGGCUUCGAUCCGUUUCUGUUCUGUUCUGUUUCUAUUUCGAUUUAUGUUUAUAAGCAAGUUGAGUUAUUAUCCAAACCGCAUGUGCACGUGGAUGUAUUUGUAUUAUGCCUAACGAAUUGUAAUUGGAACCUCGUCUGGGGAAGCUGUCAGAUAACAACCAGAUGUGGACCAAGUUUUAUGUAUCUGUAUCUGAACCAACCAAACAAUAAAGCGAUCCAUUAAUAUUCUAAAUCGAUUGUGGACGAAGUGUGAAUUAAGAGUAGCCAU